AUGGUUAUUGAGGGCAUUCCCCCGGGACCUGGCGACGACGCCAGCGAGACUCUUUUGCGCGAGGCGGAAAAUUCUCGCGAAGCUUACAAGGCUUUUAGGGCGAAGCCUCAGAAAACACGCAAUAGUCUGGAAGCAUUGACUCGACGUGCAGAAGGCGGCCUACCACGUGUGAAUCGAUUGACGGAUAUCUAUAACGCCAUUUCCGUGAAACACCAGGUCCACAUCGGCGGCGAAGAUCUGGACAAAUACAAUGGAUCACCGUUUCUCACCCGUGCCAGCGGACAGGAGCAGUUUGAGACUUUCUCUGGUGGCCAGGCCCAAAGCGAGUGUGCCGUGCCAGACGAUACAACUCGUGUGCUGUUUAUUUUGGAUGCAUUAGAACCACUUUCAGAUGAAGCUUUGGUCGAAGCUGCCGAGGAGCUGGUUUCAGACUUGAAGCAGUCAUCGCCAGAGGUACAAACAGCACGGAGAAUAAUCAGCGCUUCAUCUUCGACUCGGUCCGGCGAAUCUUAG
Molecule: messenger RNA, 513 nt
Organism: Trichoderma aggressivum f. europaeum
Lineage: Eukaryota; Fungi; Ascomycota; Sordariomycetes; Hypocreales; Hypocreaceae
Exons: 3
Coding region: 1-513 (170 amino acids)
Molecular function (GO): phenylalanine-tRNA ligase activity; RNA binding
Source: RefSeq, a predicted model, not a curated record